AUGUCUUUUCAUACUCGUUUGCUUAAAUCGCUAAAGGAGAAACCGAUUGGAAAUGGAGCUUGUGGAGAUGAAAACAAUCGAAUACAUCGUGACAUCAAAACGAGCAACAUUUUGUUGACAGGAGAUUUUACGAUAAAAAUUGGCGAUUUUGGCUUGGCCAUAGAAAGCUCGGAAACAUUUUUCGACAAACUUGCCGGUACUCCACGUUUCAUGACACCGGAAGCGCUUUUUGCAGCUGAAAAGGGAUGCGAGUUUUCAAUCAAAGGCGAUCUUUAUGCAGUGGGUCUUGUUCUGUGGGAAAUAAUCGAAAGAAGGAAAGUCUUCUCCGACAAAUGUGAUGCUGUCAAUAGCUACAAAAUGGCAUUAGACAAAAUGAGAGAAGAGCUCAAAUGUCCUGAGGAAAUCAAAAAUGUUCUAAAAAGGAUCCUUGUUUUCGAGUCAGUCAAUCGAUUACCCGCAGAGAAGGCUUUGAAUCAUUUUAAAGCUUGGCGAGAGGUAUCUUUC
Molecule: messenger RNA, 504 nt
Organism: Mesorhabditis belari
Lineage: Eukaryota; Metazoa; Nematoda; Chromadorea; Rhabditida; Rhabditidae
Source: the annotation of a GenBank genome assembly